This is a messenger RNA of Rhodamnia argentea, 1320 nucleotides long. Its product is annotated as putative disease resistance protein RGA3. Lineage: Eukaryota; Viridiplantae; Streptophyta; Magnoliopsida; Myrtales; Myrtaceae. Gene Ontology annotation, molecular function: protein binding. The record is from RefSeq and is a predicted model, not a curated record. The transcript has a single exon. The coding region runs from base 1 to 1320 and encodes 439 amino acids.
AUGGAUGGGAGUUACCCAAAGCUAUUGGAAGGUUGGAGAAACUGGAGGGGCUUUAUCUCGGUCAGUGCCAGAGGCUUGGAAGGCGAAAUUCCUCCUGAAAUAGGAGGCCUAUCUUAUCUAAAAGUCCUAGAUUUAUGCGGGACCAGAAUCUGUCAUGUUCCGAGCACAAUCAACAUGCUUUCUUGCCUCUCGACACUUGACUUAACAUCAUGUAAUGAGAUUACAGAGUUGCCUGAGCUUCCAGCGAGUUUAGUCAUUUUGCGUGUUGAAUCUCGCUCACUGCAGGUAGUCCCAAAUCUCUCCAAUCUUUCUAAUCUGGAAGAGUUGUUCCUGUCUGAUGGCGCUGACUAUGGAGUCUUGCCAUAUGGCUCUGAAUGUCGACUGCGCAGAUGUGACUUGGGGUGGAUUGGAAGGCUAUCCAAACUAAAGAAGUUUGAGUUGCGUCUUUUCAAUGUCGCUGCACCGCCUACAGAGUUGGGUGACCUUUCUCUUCUGGAAAAUCUUAGUUUGCAUAGACUAGACCUGCAAGCCCUGCAGCUGCUACCACCUUCUUUAUCUUAUUUGAAACUUGACAAUUUGAACACGGGAGUAUCCCAGCUAUCCAACUUGAAAUUCCUGUCCAGCUUGACACUAUGUUUCUCUAAAUUGCGAGAAAUUGAACUCAAUGGACUUUUGCAAUUGCAUCGGUUAUCGUUGACCGCCUGUCUUCUUAAGAGAUUGUCCAUACCAUCUAGCUUAAGGACACUGAGUGUAUUCAAUUGCCCCAAGCUGAUGGAGAUUACUGGUAUGUUGGAAUCACUAGAGGAAUUAUCAAUCCACUCCUGCAACUCAUUUGAAAGGUUAGGAUGUGAUGAGGUAGGAUCACUUGGGGUCCUCGAUCCAUCAGAGUCUUCUUCAAGUGCGCUGAGCUGUUAUGCGCCAGGAGUACUUCUCACUGAUGCUUUAAAGAAACUAAAACGACUGGAGAUGAUUAGAUGCGAAGGCCUAGUUGAGAUUCGAGUCGUAGGUAUGUUGUUAUCAUUGCAAGACGUCAUCAUUCGCAAUUGCGAUGGCAUGGAAAAGUUUAGCAUAUCGCCCCUGAAGAACCUUCAGAAUAUGGUCAUCAGUGAUUGCCGUAAGCUGCGGGUUGUUGAGGGCCUCGACGAACUAGAGUUUCUGGUUAAUUUAGAGCUCUCCCGUUGUCCUUCACUGGAAAUAUCGCUCGACAUAUCGAACUCAAAAAUACAGGAUAAGUGCCUAAUAAAAGUUUGUCAGUGCGGGGAGUCGCUUGGCACUUCACAUCAUAGGACCUUCAAGCGUUACAAAAAGAUGAUUCUUUAG